Molecule: messenger RNA, 5149 nt
Organism: Octodon degus (degu)
Lineage: Eukaryota; Metazoa; Chordata; Mammalia; Rodentia; Octodontidae
Gene: Chl1
Product: cell adhesion molecule L1 like
Exons: 27
Coding region: 194-3871 (1225 amino acids)
Biological process (GO): brain development; cell-cell adhesion
Molecular function (GO): cell-cell adhesion mediator activity
Source: RefSeq, a predicted model, not a curated record
GCAACUCCUGGAUCAGCUCAGAGCCACUGGCCCCUGCGCGCCCUCUGCCCACUUCAAGCCAGCUUGGAAGGAAGUUUCCCAGAGGGAAAGGACGGGAGGCGACUCAGGUUGUUCACGUUUUAUUCAGCUUUAAAUGAACAGUAGGAGGCGCCAGUAAGAUUGUCAGUCUGCCGUGCUUACUUCCUGGAGAGCAAUGGCGAAACUUGUAACUGGAAAAAGAUUAAUCCUAUCACUGAUCUUCCUUUUGUUAAAGUUAUCACUAGCAGUUAAAAUACCACUCUCAGUUCCACAGGCUCCAACAAUCACAAAACAGCCAAAAGAGCAAGUCGCCUUUCCCUUUGAUGAGUAUUUUCAAAUUGAAUGUGAAGCUAAAGGAAAUCCAGAGCCAGUAUUUUCUUGGACUAAGGAUGGCAAGCCCUUUGAUAUUUCUGAUGCUCCAGUAAUUCCAUCUAAUCAUUCAGGGACAUUCAAGAUUCCAAAUGAGGGACACAUAUCUCAUUUUCAAGGGAAAUACCGCUGUUUUGCUUCUAAUAAGUUAGGAGUUGCUGUGUCAGAAGAAGUAGAAUUCAUAGUUCCAAGUGUUCCAAAAUUUCCAAAAGAAAAAAUUGAGCCUCUGGAUAUAGAAGAAGGAGACCCCAUUGUCCUCCAGUGCAACCCUCCCAAAGGCCUUCCACCUCUGCACAUUUACUGGAUGAACAUUGAAUUAGAGCACAUUGAACAAGAUAAAAGAGUGUACAUGAGUCAAAAGGGAGACCUGUACUUCGCAAAUGUGGAAGAAAAAGACAGUCGGAAUGAUUACUGCUGCUUCGCUGCAUUUCCAAGACUAAGAACGAUAGUACAAAAAAUGCCAAUGAAACUAACAGUUAACAGUUUAAAGCAUGCUAAUGACUCAAGUUCAUCCACAGAAAUUAGUACCAAGGCAAAUUCAAUCAAGCAAAGGAAACCUAGACUGCUGCUGCCUCCCCCUGAGACAGGCAGCGAAUCUGCUGUCACUAUCCUCAAAGGGGAAGCUCUGACGCUGGAGUGUUUCGCUGAGGGACUACCAACUCCAGAGGUUGAGUGGACCAAAUUGGGUGGUGAUUUACCAAAAAGAAGUGAAACAAAAGAAAAUCAUGGCAACACAUUGAAGAUAGAAAAUAUCUCCUACAGGGACAAAGGAAAUUAUCGCUGUACAGCUAGCAAUUUCUUGGGAUCAGCCAGUCAUGAUUUUCAUGUCAUAGUGGAAGAGCCUCCCCACUGGACAAAGAAACCUGAGAGUGGUGUGUACAGCAUGGGCACCAGUGGUAUCCUGUUGUGUCAGGCCGAAGGAGAGCCGCAGCCUACAGUCACAUGGAAAGUCAACGGCCUCCCAAUUGACAAGUAUCCCUUUGCAGGUGAUGUUGUCCUUCCUGGGGAAGUUAGCUUCAGCAAUAUACAUCCGAAUCACACUGCUGUGUACCAGUGCGAAGCCACAAAUGUGCACGGGACUAUCCUUGCCAAUGCCAAUGUUGAUGUUUUAGAUAUUAUUCCAAUAAUACAAACUAAAGAUGAAGAAAAUUAUGCUACCGUGAUUGGCUACAGUGCAUUCCUCCACUGUGAAUACUUUGCUUCACCACGGGCGGUUGUUACUUGGCAGAGAAUGGAGGAAGUGCAACCCCUGGAAGGCAGUCGGUACCAUGUCCACGAAAAUGGUACAUUACAGAUCUUUGAAGCCACCGAAGAAGAUGCAGGCUCAUACUCUUGUUGGGUAGAGAAUGCUAUGGGGAAAACUGCAGUCAUUGCCAAUUUGGAUAUUAGAAAUGCUACAAAACUUAGAGUUUCUCCUAAGAAUCCCCGGGUCCCCAGAUCACACAUGCUUGAGUUAUAUUGUGAGAGCGAAUGUGACUUACAUUUGAAGCAGAGCUUAAAGCUGUCCUGGAGUAAAGAUGGAGAAGCCUUUGAAACUAAUGGUACAGAAGAUGGCAGGAUAGUUAUCGAUGGAGCUAAUCUGACCAUUUCUAAUGUGACUUUAGAGGAUCAAGGUAUUUACUCCUGUUUGGCUCAGACUGCUCUGGACAGCAUGGCUGAGAUAACUGAAGUAACUGUUCUUGAUGUUCCAGAUCCACCAGAAAACCUUCACUUGUCUGAAAGACAGAACAGGAGUGUCCGGCUGUCCUGGAGAGCUGGAGAUGACCACAAUAGCAACAUUAGUGAAUAUAUUGUGGAAUUUGAGGGAAACAGAGAAGAACCUGGAAGAUGGGAAGAGCUGACAAGGGUCCAAGGACAGGAAACAACAGUCUUGUUAGGGUUGGCUCCAUAUGUGAGGUACCAGUUCCGGGUCACAGCUGUGAAUGAGGUGGGGCAGAGCCACCCUAGCCAGCCCUCGGACCACCAUGAAACACCACCGGCAGCUCCAGACAAGAAUCCACAAUACAUAAAGGUUCAAGCUUCUCAACCCAAGGAAAUGAUUAUAAAAUGGGAGCCUUUGAAAUCCAUGGAACAGAAUGGGCCAGGGCUGGAGUACAGAGUGAGCUGGAAGCCACAGGGAGCGCUGGUGGAGUGGGAAGAGGAAACAGUCACAAACCACACCUUGCGGGUGAUGACGCCCAGUGUUUAUGCUCCUUAUGAUGUGCAAAUUCAAGCCAUCAAUCAGCUUGGCUCUGGACCUGAGCCUCAAUCAGUGGUUCUGUACUCCGGAGAAGACUAUCCUGAUUCUGCUCCAGUGGUCCAUAAUGUGGACGUUAUAAACAGUACACUAGUUAAAGUUACCUGGUCAACAAUUCCAAAGGACAGGGUCCAUGGACAUCUGAAAGGAUAUCAGGUAAACUGGUGGAAAACAAAAAGUCUGUUGGAUGGAACAACACAGCCCAAAGAAGUAAACAUUCUGAGAUUUUCAGGACAAAGGAACUAUGGGAUGGUUCCUUCUCUAGAUGCUUUCAGUGAAUUUCACCUAACAGUCUUAGCCUACAAUUCAAAAGGAGCUGGGCCAGAAAGCGAACCCUAUAUAUUUCAAACCCCAGAAGGAGUACCUGAACAACCAGCUCUGCUCAAGGUCAUCAAAGUUGAUAAAGACACUGCCACCUUAUCCUGGGAGCGACCUAUGAAACUAAAUGGAAAUUUAACUCAAUAUUUGUUACAAUACCAGAUUAUAAAUGACACAGAUGAAAUUGGAGAAUUAAAUGAAAUCAAUAUUACAACUCCAUCGAAGUCCAGCUGGCAUCUUUCAAACCUCAAUGCAACUACCAAGUACAAGUUCUACUUAAGAGCUUGUACUUCCAAAGGCUGUGGGAGACCAGCCACUGAGGAAAGUGUCACAUUAGGAGAAGGGAGUAAAGGUAUCAGGAAGAUAUCAGAAGGAGUAAACCUUACACAAAAGGUUCACCCAGUAGAGGUAUCUGAGCCGGGAGCAGAACACAUAGUUCGCCUAAUGACUAAGAAUUGGGGUGAUAACGAUAGCAUUUUUCAAGAUGUAAUUGAGACAAGAGGGAGAGAAUAUGCUGGUUUAUAUGACGACAUCUCCACUCAAGGAUGGUUUAUUGGCUUGAUGUGUGCAAUUGCACUUCUCACAUUAGUCUUGUUAACUGUUUGCUUCGUGAAGCGGAACAAAGGUGGAAAGUAUUCAGUAAAAGAAAAAGAAGAUUUACACCCAGAUCCUGAAGUUCAGUCCGCUAAAGAUGAAACAUUUGGUGAAUACAGUGAUAGUGAUGAAAAACCUCUCAAAGGAAGCCUUCGCUCCCUCCAUAGGGAUAUGCAGCCUACGGAAAGUGCUGACAGCUUAGUCCAGUAUGGAGAGGGAGACCAUGGGCUUUUCAAUGAAGAUGGGUCAUUUAUUGGUGCUUAUGCUGGAUCAAAAGAGAAGGGAUCUGUUGAGAGCAACGGAAGUUCUACGGCAACAUUUCCACUCCGGGCAUAAACACAACAUGGUCACAUGACAUUGAUGGCUUACUCCAACUUUUCAUAUUUAUCUGUUUAAGGAAGCAAGAACUUUCAUAUAGGAGUAGGAAUAUGUUGGCAGAUUGUUUCCAGAAUGUGGUAUCCUGAAAUUAUGUGGAUCAUAGCUCUGCCUUCAAAAACUAAAACAGCAACCAUAUCCAGGCUAUGUUCUGUUUUUGUUUUUGUAUUUGGUGUUGCAAAUGCAGAAUACAAAAUGAAUCCUGUAUCUAGACACAUCUCUAAAUCCAAAGUAUCCUUUUGGCAUAUGCCAUAUCUGCCUGAUGUCACUGCACAGUGGGUUUGCAUAGAGGUUGCUAUAAUGUGGGUUUAUCUCCAUACGCACAUUUGUAUUCAGUCUCUGAACUGUAUUAGUGACUUUACUUCACUACAGGUGAAAUGAUUGUAAGCAAACUGGUUAUUUAAAAAUGUAAAAAGGAAUGUGAAUGUCUUAUUAAAACAGUGCAUUGAAUAUAUACAGUCUAAACUUAUUUAAUUUUUUGUAGCAAAAGUCUUAGGCAAGCAAUCAACUAGUAUUUAUUGAGCUCCUAACUAAUUGCCCAGAGAUAUUAAACUUUAAGCAGAGUUAUAGAUUUUUCAAUUUCAACAUGAGUUUUAGUUUUCACCGGUUAUGACAUCCACAGCAAACCUUUUGUUUUGUUUUUGACUAAUGCAAACUGCAAAAGGACUGGUGGUUAAAAAAUUUCUUUGGAAGGACAGGAAUAAGGUGCCAAUGUUGAGAUUCUAAUAGGUUUAUCUAUUUAAUAUCACCUUUUCUAAGCUCACAGCUUUUAUUUCUUUGUAUGUUUAUAUGAUGUCAUAUCUGCCUGAUGUUAUAUAUUUCAUGAAUGCAUUGUACAUAUGAUGUUGAUAUUUACACAAUUUAAAGUAUAGAUGUGUUUUAUUUUGAAAUAUGAGGAUAGGCAUGAUAUAGUUCAGCUACAGUUACUCAUUCUGUGAAUUCGAACAAUAACAAGGUUACAACACUGAAGACUAUACAAAGCAUUUGGACGCUGUUCCUAUAUUGCUUUUAUUAAAGAAUAGCAAAACAAAAUAUCAUAUAAAUAUCGAGGGAAAUGUUUUCAUAUUUUUGAAAAUAAGUUUUGUUAUUGCGUGUACUCCUAUCCCAACCAUAAUAAAGAAAUCUGUUUCUAAUGGCAAUUCCUAUCCCAAUGUUUAUCUGUAUCACUUUUUAAAUAUAAUUAUGGUAAAUGUCUUUUCUUUUCUACAUUUUCCCAUUUUAAACAUUUGUAUAAAUUUA